Molecule: messenger RNA, 781 nt
Organism: Rhagoletis zephyria (snowberry fruit fly)
Lineage: Eukaryota; Metazoa; Arthropoda; Insecta; Diptera; Tephritidae
Product: cuticle protein 16.5-like
Source: RefSeq, a predicted model, not a curated record
AUGAACACCAUCUUCAGAGGAAAUAUCACUUUCGUUUGGUUUCUUCAUUCAAAACUUUUAUUGCUGGCCUGUGCUUUGGUCGCCUACGUGACUGCGGAUGUCAGCCACUUGAGCAACGAAUACCUUCCACCAAAUUAUGGUGCCUCUUCCCCUAGCUACAGCGUAGCUGCAUCCGCUCCAGCUCCAUCAUACAGCGCUCCGGCUCCAAGUUACAGCGUUGCAGCUUCUGCACCAGCUCCAUCUGUUUCAUAUGCUGAACCAGAAUAUGCAGCUUCUGAACCAGCACCUGCUCAUAGCUUCUCAUCUUCGGAUGGCUACCGAUACAAAACUCAAAGACGCGUUGUAUACCGCCAUCGCAGACGCCGUGAUGCACUUUCAAGUGAAUACCUUCCCCCAGCAGCUUCAUCUCCUUCUGUAGAAUACUUACCACCGGCAGCAUCGGCUCCAGCUCCAUCUUAUUCCGUAUCACCGUCCGUCUCCUAUGCGCCAGCUCCAUCUUAUCAAUCCGAAUCAUACGCUCCAGCCGCUUCUUCCUAUUCGGCGUCAUUCGCCGAGCCAUCCUACGCUGAAUCUGCCCCGGCUCACAGCUUCUCUUCUGAUGAUGGUUAUCGCUAUAAAACUGCUCGUCGCCGUGUUUACCGUCGUCGCCGAUACUAAUCUGUAUAAGAGAAUCAGAUCGACUAGAGAAUUUAAAAUGAAAUUUAUUCACCAUCUGUGGUCUGAAAGGGAAAACAUAUAAAGAACAUCAAAAUAAAGAAUAAAAUCUUUUUUAAAGAGAAAA